Messenger RNA from Xyrauchen texanus (razorback sucker), 1598 nucleotides. Its product is annotated as GTP-binding protein REM 2-like. The record is from RefSeq and is a predicted model, not a curated record. The coding region runs from base 234 to 1154 and encodes 306 amino acids. The transcript is spliced from 5 exons. Gene Ontology annotation, cellular component: plasma membrane. Gene Ontology annotation, molecular function: calcium channel regulator activity; GTP binding; GTPase activity. NCBI's taxonomy places the organism in Eukaryota, Metazoa, Chordata, Actinopteri, Cypriniformes, Catostomidae.
GAGAUUAAAUGUUUACAGUUAAGUCAACGUGAGAAAAAAGGCCGGAUUUCGCGCCAUUACGGUCAAAUACACAUCGGUAGCGUGUCUUUUUUUGUCAGACUACUGCCAUGUGAUGGCAUAUGAGUCGAGUGUAAUGUAACAGUCCCCACCGACGCUUGAGUGCCGCCUUUGACGCUCAUUGACAUGACAUGGACGGCGGAGUGUCUCACUGAUAACAGAUGAACUGAGGAACGAUGUCGGACCAGGGUUAUGGCUUAACUCUCUCGGCAGCUCAGGGGCUUCGCAGGGGCAGCACCCCCCUACCAAUAAAGCAUCAGCUAAGGCGAGAAGAGGCAGUGUCUGAGGAUUAUGAUUGGACGCCGGGGCUUGACGAGCCUGCAACUCCACAAAUCAGCAUCAGCAAUGUCCAAGAUUCACCCACCCCAAAACCUCCACAGCAAAAGUACCACGGACCCCUCCGGAUAGUACUCCUGGGCCAAAACGGAGUGGGCAAAUCCUCUCUGGCACUUUGUCUUGCCGGAAUGUCUGAUGGAUCACUCUCUAUAGACUCAGAAAAUCAAGCAACCGAUGAGGGUUACCAGCGACGAGUGACCGUGGAUGAUGAGGACAGCACAGUUUUAGUGUAUGACAAUUGGAAACAGGACCUGUCCACCCUGCAAUGCGAGGUGUGCAUCCUGGUGUUCUCGUUGACGGACAGGCGUAGUUUCCACCGGAUUGCCCAGCUCCGCUUGCUGAUGAGGGAGUCUCUGCCCCACACCCCAAUCAUCCUAGUGGGCAACAAGAGUGACCUUGUGCGUUCCCGCGAAAUCAGCAUUGAGGAGGCUCACUCCAGCGCAAUGAUGUUUGGCUGCUUGUAUCUGGAACUCUCCGUCUCUCUGGACCACCGCACUAAUGAUCUACUGGAGGCGGCUGUGAGAGCGGCCCGUGGCCACAGCCUAGGGCCCGGCUGGACGGAGGGGUCCCCCGCAGCAGCUCGAAGAGAGAGCAUGACCAGCAGAGCCAAACGCUUCUUGUCUGGGCUGGUUCCUCGCUCCCACCUUGGCAGAGACAGAGAAAGGGAUGGAGGAAGAGACCGAGACCUCAGUAGACACAGAGGAAGUAGAAUGCUCAGGCAGAAAUCACGUUCCUGUCAUGACCUCAGUGCUCUAAUGUAACAAAAAGGACUGAUUCCCCGUUCACACUGACAGCGAUUUUAUUGUUGGAGAUAGUGGCACUGUUGGUCGCUACCAAGCGUUCCUGCCGCUGGAUGCCCUAAUGUUAUUGGUGGGCUGCGCAACUGGGUAUAACAUUUUUUUAGAGUAAUGUUAUGUAUUGCCAGUAAAAAUAAGAUGGCAUUCUAUUUUGACAAAAUGUUUUCUUGCUGCUAAUAUUAACAUUCAGGUGGACAAAACAUUUGUAUAUAAAUUGCCGCAGUGCAUAAUACAUUAAAUUGUAAACGAGAUUAUCAUUGUACGUAUAAAACACACAUUUUCGGUUUCACAUGCAUUUUAUUUUUAUAUCACUGUAUGUGGGUUGUCACAAAUCAUAUAGGAUUAUUCCAUUUCAAAAAUGCUAAUUUUUAAAAUUACAAAAUGUAGAUUUUGCUUCUAUUUCUUCUG